UUGUGCUUCCGGGUUGACGUUCCGUUCUGCUGCUGCUGCUGCGGGAGCCGUUGUUGCCGUUGUGAACCUCUGAGACACAAAACAGAGGGAGAAACAGAGAGAAAGGAGACCUGCGGGCGGAAGCGGGGCAGAAUCACGCACGGACGCAAAACACUGAGGAAUGAACUAUGAACAGCGUCGCUUCGCUCACGCCAGGGUGCAAAUAGGCUAUUUCGGGGUAGCGAAUCAGCAGGCGAUUGUGACCAGGGACAUGAUGCUACUUUGCACAUCGAUGGGCUAAAGAGGGAGGACAAGCACGUGCCAACAGCACUGAAGGGAAACUGAACUAUGGGGAACACGGCGACAAAAUUUCGUAAGGCUCUUAUCAAUGGUGACGAGAACUUGGCCUACCAGCUGUAUGAGAGCAAUCCGCAGUUUAAGGAGUCCCUGGACCCCAAUACCUCAUAUGGGGAACCGUAUCAACACAACACCCCGCUGCACUAUGCCUCCAGGCACGCCAUGAGCCGCUUACUCAGAUCGUUUCUGUUCAGCAAAGAUGGCAACCCCAACAAGCGCAACGUUCACAACGAGACUGCGUCGCACCUGCUGUGCAUGGGCCCACAGAUCACGCUGCCAGAGGGGGCGCUGCACCCGCGGAUCGCACGGCCCUUCGAGGACGAGCAGAAGAGGGCCGACUGCCUGCAGAUGAUCCUCCAGUGGACCGGGGCCAAGCUGGACCGGGGGGAGUACGAGAGAGCCGACAUCAACGCCACCGACAAUAAGAAAAACACGUCCUUGCACUACGCCGCCGCCUCAGGAAUGAAGACCUGCGUGGAGCACUUGGUGAGUAGCGACGCAGACCUGUUUGCGGAGAAUGAGAACAAGGAGACACCGUGCGACUGCGCCGAGAAGCAGCACCACAAGGAGCUGGCCCUCAGCCUGGAGUCCCAGAUGGUCUUCUCCAGGGACCCCGAAGCCGACGACAUCGAAGCCGAGUACGCCGCUCUGGACAGAAGAGAGCCAUAUGAGGGCCUGAGGCCUCAAGACCUGCGACGACUGAAGGACAUGUUGAUAGUGGAGACAGCCGACAUGCUCCAGGCGCCUCUGUUCACUGCUGAAGCUCUGCUCCGAGCGCAUGACUGGGACAGGGAAAAGUUGUUAGAGGCAUGGAUGUCCAAUGCCGAGGACUGCUGCCAGCGCUCAGGAGUGCAGAUGCCCAUCCCCCCUCCCAGUGGGUAUAACGCGUGGGACACCCUGCCGUCCCCACGCACUCCCCGGACUACCCGUUCCUCCGUCACGUCUCCUGACGAAAUAAGCCUGUCUCCCGGGGACGAGGACAUGCCUCUGUGUGGUAUUUGCAUGUGCACAAUCUCUGUGUUCGAAGACCCAGUGGACAUGUCUUGUGGACACGAGUUCUGCAGAGCAUGCUGGGAAGGAUUCUUGAACAUGAAGAUUCAGGAAGGAGAAGCCCACAAUAUCUUUUGCCCGGCCUAUGACUGUUUCCAGCUGGUUCCUGUGGACGUCAUAGAGAGUGUGGUCUCGAGGGAGAUGGAUAAACGCUAUCUGCAAUUCGACAUUAAGGCGUUCGUCGAGAACAACCCCGCGAUCCGGUGGUGCCCCACGCCGGGCUGCGAGCGGGCGGUGCGGCUCUCCAGACAAGGCCCGGCUGCCUCCGGCUCGGACUCGCUCAGCUUCCCCCUCCUGCGAGCCCCAGCUGUGGACUGCGGCAAAGGCCACCUCUUCUGCUGGGAGUGCCUGGGAGAAGCUCACGAACCGUGCGAUUGCCAAACGUGGAAGAUGUGGCUCCAGAAGGUCUCGGAGAUGAAACCUGAAGAACUCGUCGGCGUGAGCGAGGCGUACGAAGACGCAGCCAACUGCUUGUGGUUGCUCACCAACUCCAAGCCCUGCGCCAACUGCAAGUCGCCCAUCCAGAAGAACGAGGGCUGCAAUCACAUGCAGUGUGCCAAGUGCAAGUAUGACUUCUGUUGGAUCUGCCUUGAAGAGUGGAAGAAGCACAGCUCUUCCACGGGCGGAUACUACCGCUGCACGCGCUACGAGGUCAUCCAGCAGGUGGAGGAGCAGUCCAAGGAGAUGACCGUGGAGGCUGAGAAGAAGCACAAGACCUUCCAGGAACUUGACCGUUUUAUGCACUACUAUACAAGAUAUAAGAACCAUGAGCACAGUUACCAGCUGGAACAGCGUCUCCUGAAAACAGCCAAAGAAAAGAUGGAACAGCUCAGCAGAGCCUUGAAAGGGCGGGAGGGAGGUCCCCCUGACACCACCUUCAUUGAAGAUGCGGUGCAUGAGCUCCUGAAGACUCGACGCAUCCUCAAGUGUUCUUAUCCUUACGGAUUCUUUCUGGAACCCAAAAGCACAAAGAAAGAAAUCUUCGAACUUAUGCAGACGGACCUGGAGAUGGUGACGGAAGACCUCGCGCAGAAAGUUAACCGGCCUUACCUCCGCACCCCCCGCCACAAAAUCAUCCGGGCAGCUUGCCUCGUUCAGCAGAAGAGGCAGGAGUUCCUGGCAUCGGUGGCCCGGGGGGUGGCCCCCAAUGACUCCCCAGAGGCCCCCCGCCGCAGUUUUGCAGGUGGAACCUGGGACUGGGAAUACUUAGGUUUUGCAUCUCCAGAGAUCCUGAGGAAUCAAUCAGUUCUUGGAGGGAAUGAUCAAAGAGAGAACUGUCAAAAUUCAGGAGGCCAGCAGCAGGAGUACGCUGAGUUCCAGUACAGACGUAGACACAGGCAGAGACGGCGUGGAGACAUGCACAGCCUGCGCAGUAAUACUCCAGACCCUGAUGACCCCAGCGAGAGCGCUUUAGAUGCCCAGCAGGGUGACAGCAGCCGAAGACAUGACACCUCCAUGGUGAGUUCAGCUUCUAUGAGUAUUCUGCAAAGCUCUUCGCUUCAUGACUAUACCCCUGUCAGUCCCUCUGAAAACCAGGACUCGCUUCAGGCCCUGAGCUCUCUGGAUGAGGACGAUCCCAAUAUUCUCUUGGCCAUCCAGCUGUCCUUGCAGGAGUCUGGCCUGGCAGUGGGUGGCGACCCCCAGGGGUUCCUCAGUAACGAGGCCUCCCUGGGGGCGAUUGGCACCUCCCUGCCCUCCAGGCUGGACCCCGGAGCUCACAGUGUGGAGGUGCCCCGCGCCUCCCUCAGCAGCUCUGAGCUGCUGGAGCUGGGAGACAGCCUGAUGAGGCUGGGAAACAUCAGCAGCCCCUACGCUGCAGAGCCCUUCGACAGCCUGCAGCCCCUCGGGGAGACUUCCUGCCGGGUCUUCUCCUCCUCCAGCGACACGGACUCCGCCAGCCACGACCCCUCGCUGAACGCUAACCUCCUGGGCAACAUCAUGGCCUGGUUCCACGACAUGAACCCCCAGAGCAUCGCGCUGGUCCCCUCGGCCUCCCCGGACGCCGGCACAGAGGCCCAGCCACCGAGUGGCAGUGAGGCGGCUGGGCCGCCCCGAACUGGAGACCCGCAGCCGCAGAAUCCAGAGGAGCAGCAGCAGGACCUCCUGCCGGCAGGCAGGGACACGGAGCCCGACAGCCCGAGCCAGCUGGAAGGAGACAUCGUCCCGGAGAGCACAGCCCUGCGGGACUCCACGACGGACAGCGAGGAACAUCCCUGCGGCACGUACCUCCACGACACGGACUCCCCAGAAACAGACUCGAACCCCAACCCUCAGCCAAGCAGCUCUUCUCCAGAGUGGGAAGAGCAGGUUCAUCUGGUCUGAGAACUGGCAGACAUGUAGCUGACCUGUAAAGUAACAACCACUCUGAUUGGCAAACUAGCAACUGUGGCAGCAAUGUUCCUUUGGUAGCACUAAACGAGAGGCUCUAUGUUUUUUUCAUCUCUUUCGGGGGGUGGGGGGGGGAUGCUGAAUCCCGGAAACCCUUGUGCGGCGCUAAUGAAAGUAAAUGGCGGGCAAAGGUGGGAAGGAAUCUCACUUUUAUUUCGGUGAGACAAGAUCCUGCUCCAUCCCAUCGAAAUUUCAGGCAAACGCCAUCCGAUCAGGUGCAGCCGGUACAAAUGCAUCUGUAGAAAAAAUGUCUUAAACGGGAUUGUGAUGAUAAUAAUUCAAAUUCGCAGAUUUUUGAGAUAGUUGCUUGUUACUCAAAUUUGCGAUAGUUUAGAAUAUGCAUAAACAUAUUUGAAGUGCUUUUUCGACAUAUACUCCAUUGCAACACUCCUCCUCAGUCUGUUUUUCUUUGAAACAAGUGCUGUUGAGUGUGACAAUAUGCUGAGACAGCAGGAAUGGAAAUGGAACCAACAACACUGCUUCUUCGUGGCAGUGAUGUCCAAAGUACAAUCAGGGAGCUCUAGUCUCAUUUCCAUAAGUACAGUAUGUUCUACCUAAUUCUGUGCCAACAGGUGCCAAACUGUAAUCAGUUAGAGAAUACUAGGUUAAUCACAUGCAAAUCAUGCCUGCAUUGCUGAGAACCAGAGUAAUUUUCAUUAACCCAUUCUUAAAUGUAUGAAUAGCUACCAACAAUUCAAAAUGUGUUAAAAAAUGCAAGCUGGUUUCUCAGCUUUUUUUUUUGUAGAACUAAACAAUCGAAGCUGCUAGUGAAAUUAAAGUAGGAAUGGGCGCGACAGGUGCACUAGUAAAUAAGACACUUUAUUAGAAGUGCAAUCAGUUCCUUUUUUUCCAUAAUUUAAGCACUGUAAAAUGCCAAUGUAAUUAGAAGUCAAAAAGCUCAAGCAGAAAUUUGAACAUGCAGCUCAGGCAGGCUGCAUCAGUACCUUCAAACGGUUCUUCUACGCAAUCCGUCGCUGUGCCUUUGUGUGAUCUUGUUUAAUUUAUUGCCACACUUCAUAAAAACGUUGUUGAGCACGCAUACAGAAAAUCAGCUCCUGCUGUCAUCUUUUCAGUGGUACAGUCAAUAAAAUAUCAGUGUCCAUGAUACACCAGUUUUAAAUAUUUUUAUAUACAUUCUAGGAUUCUCUUUAGCUCAUUCGAUAUUUUCAGUUUUUUAUUGCAUUGAAAAUAGCGCGAGUUUUUCCAUAACUCUUUCUGUAUAAUAUUGCCAAAUGCAUUGUGGGUCACUGUCGGUUAACUCUAUAACAUUUCAUUUGAAAACUUUUUUUUUCCAUUUGUUGUUUCUCUUUUGAUUAUUAUUUUUUUUACUUCAGUUAAGGCAUGCAGUCUAAGGUUUGUUUGUUUGGCGAAACGUACUAAACAGUGAAGUUUACUGCGGAAGAGUAGUAGACACGAUUGUGUCUCUGAGAUUAGUUUCAAGUGCUUAAAGAACACUACAAUACAGAACAGGAUUUAAGAGCUGGCUUGCUGGGAUUUCUUUAAAAUUGAAUCUCCCUGAUGAUUUCGUUGAAAAUAAUAAUGUUAGAGAUUUUUUACAGCAAAAUCAGAGUCCAAACAGAGUAUUUCUCAAGUUGUCACCUUUCUCAAUUGGGCUUUCCCAAAAUUGGUGUGUGGCUGUACCGAACUAAUUUGUAACCUGAUCAAUAGAGCGGUUACAAAAAAAAGAUUUGUAUUGCAUUGAAAUUUGUCUUGCAAAAGUGAAGCUGUGUAAGAGUUCUGUAUAUGGAAUUAGUGAACUUCGUGGGACUUUUGUAAAGCUUUGUUUGAGUUGUGGAGUUUAACCAUUGUCUACUUCUGUGUAACAGUGUGCUGUGCAUGAAAAAAGAUCAUUAAAUUCAAUUUGUAUUUUCUUGGUACUGAAUUUUAAAAUUUGUCAUGGCAAAUGACUUUAAAAAUUGGCAAACCUAUUUUGUAAACCAGGUGAAAUUUUAUAUUGUAAAAAGCAACUUAACCUUGAAAUGCUAUUUGCACUUUCAUAGCCUAUACUUGAUACAUUCCCAAUUUAUAUGGAGUAAGUAAUGUUUGAUGUCUGGCCAAUUAAUGAAAGUAUCAGUAAAGUUUUACUCUUAAUAAAGAUUGUGUAAAACUUG
Molecule: messenger RNA, 5885 nt
Organism: Lepisosteus oculatus (spotted gar)
Lineage: Eukaryota; Metazoa; Chordata; Actinopteri; Semionotiformes; Lepisosteidae
Product: ankyrin repeat and IBR domain-containing protein 1
Biological process (GO): protein polyubiquitination; ubiquitin-dependent protein catabolic process; positive regulation of proteasomal ubiquitin-dependent protein catabolic process
Cellular component (GO): ubiquitin ligase complex; cytoplasm
Molecular function (GO): ubiquitin conjugating enzyme binding; ubiquitin protein ligase activity; zinc ion binding
Source: RefSeq, a predicted model, not a curated record